Cherax quadricarinatus is the source of this 2310-nucleotide messenger RNA. Lineage: Eukaryota; Metazoa; Arthropoda; Malacostraca; Decapoda; Parastacidae. The record is from RefSeq and is a predicted model, not a curated record.
UCCAGCAGUAGUGACCAUACACCCAGCUGCUGCUCCAGCAGUAGUGACCAUACACCCAGCUGCUCCUCCAGCAGUAGUGACCAUACACCCAGCUGCUGGUCGCCAUGUUAGAAGGAACAUCAACAAUCUUACAAUAAUAACAACUGGACUUGGGUUUGAUGAGGCAGAGGAGGCAUCACUCAGUUUUGAGGAUAUAUUCCAGCUAUGUUGUAGAAGCCCUCUGCCAGCCUCUGUCAUUAGAGACAUGGACACUAAGAUUAUGCACAUUUCAAACACAAGCUCAGAAAAAACAGGUGAAAGCAGUAUGAAUACAAAGUGCAAAGAAAGUGAAAGAUUUUUGAGUGAUUCUAAGGAAGUGGCUAAUGAUUAUGUAGAAAAGUCAGAAUUUGAACAUGAAGCUGGGCAUACAGGACAGAAAACUGAGCAGUCAGCCGAGGGUAACACAUGUCCAAAGGUGAUUUCAGAAACUCAGGAUUUAAAGCAUGAGGAUACAGUUUCUGAACAGGAAACCGAAGAGUUUAAAUACGAGUUGACUAUGAAAGAUUCAAAACAAGACAAUUCCAAAUUCAGUCAGGCCACUGUGGAGUUCGAACAGCAGACCAAAAACUCAAAUGAGGCUGAUCAGGAAAGUCUGCAAACUAAGCUGGAAACUGAGUAUCUCAAAGCUAACACAGAUACAGAGUACUCAACAGAAUUUAGACAGGAAAGUACGAAUUUUAAGGAGGCCACUAAUUAUUAUGAAGAUGAGACAAACUCUGAACCUGUAACAGAAAAUUCUAAACAGAAGGCCAUGGUAGAUGAAGACUACUUAGAUUUUGAGCAAGAAAAUUAUUUGCUUUGGCCUGAUAUUAAUUGUGAACAGGAAGAUGGGUCUAAAAUGGAAGUUGUGGGUUCAGAAAAGGAGAAUGACAAAAACAAGCAGGGAAGUGAAGAAUUUAAGCAGGUGACAGAAGAUUCUAAAGAAAAUGUUUCUAAACUGGAAAAUAAAGAUUCUAAAACAGUGUUGAUUUUGAAAGAUUCAAAACAAGGCAAUUCCAAAUUUAUUCAAGAAGCUGAAGAUUUUACUCAAAAAUACAGCAAUUCAAAGCAAACAGUCCAGAAUUUUAAACAGGAAAACCAUCUACAGUCAGAAACCGUGUGUUCCAAAGGAAAAAAUACAGAGCAGUCAACUGAAGAUUCUCAUCAAAAUUCCAAGGAUGAACAUAAAACUGGUAAUUCCAAACAGAAGACCAAAUUAAAUGAGGAUUCUAUAGAUUUUGAGUAUGGAGAUUAUUUGCUUUGGAGUGAAAUGUAUUAUGAAGAGAAUGGGGAUUCUAAAAUGGAAGUUGCAGGCUUAAAAAAUGAGUAUGAUAAAUAUAUGCAAGGAAGUGAAGAGUUGAAGCUGAUUAUCAAGGAUUCUGAAGAGAAAGAUAAAAGGCUGAAGACAACUGAUAAUUUGGAACAAGAGGCUUCCGAAACUAAACAUACAAAUGAAGAUUUUAAACAAGAAAACUCAGACUUGAUGCAUAUAUCUCAGGAAUGUUCAAAACCACAGCAUUUAAAUAAGAAUUGUAAAGAGGAUUAUUCUAAGCCUAAACAAUCAACCGAGGAUACCACACAAGAAUAUCCAAUAGUGAAUUCUGAAAUUAAGGAUUCUAAGAAAGAAGAUCCAGUUUAUAAACUUGAAGCCGAAAAUUCUGAAACAGAGUUGACUGUAAAAGAUUCAGGACAAGACAGUUCCAAAUCCAGACAGGAGGCUGUGGAGUUUAAACAGCAAAACAAUAAAUCCAAGCAAGCAAUCCAGAAGUUUGAACAAGGUGAUGUGCAACCUAAGCUGGAAACUAAAUAUUGCAGAGAUAACGCAUAUACAGAGGACUCAUUGGAAUUGUUUGAACAAGAAGGCCCAUGUUGUAAGCAGACUGCUGAGAAUUAUGAAGAUGAGCCAAACUCUGAACAUGUAACAGAAAAUUCUAAACAAAAAGCAAUGCUAGAUGAGGACUAUUUAGAUUUUGAACAGGGAAAUUAUUUGCUUUGGACUGAUGAUAAUUGCGAACAGAAAGAAGAAUCAAAAAUGGAAGUUGUGGGUUCAGAAGCAAAGAAUGAUAAGAACAUGCAGGGGAGUGAAAAGUGCCAGCAGGAACCUCAUUGUGACAAACAGGGAAAAAAUAAAGCUUAUUCUCAACAUUCUGACUUUAAGCACAAACAUUCGACAGUCAAGGAGAAGAGCAAGACUUCUUCAAAAUUUAGAAUAUCAGGGAAACAUGCUUGUCUCAUAGAUGAAGUAUGUAAAAAGGUGAGUUAACUUUUCCAUAAAUUUUUGUUUUGUAGAAA